AUGGACCAUGACGGAAAGGCCGUUUUCGAAGCAGCCGCAGGAAAUGGAGCUUCGACAAGUCACAGCAGCCCUGUACUGCAACCUCCAGAUGCGCGGAAGCCUUCGCGGACGAGCACAGCCAGUACGGCCAUUUGUAAAGAUGAGGAGAGCAGCCUUCGCAACAACAUCAAGCCGCUAAUAGUGAAAAGCCAUACGACGACUUCUAUCCCCAAAUCACCCUCAGUGGCAGCCUCACCUUCGUUACCGCAACUCCCAUUGAAACUCUCAACGGGCAUCGGGACUAAUAAUCAGCCCCAGGCACUAAUCGACCCGCUAUCUGAGCAUAUCCUUCAACGAACGAAUACAGAUAAAUCAAAUCCCCCCAGAUUACGACCUUACACAAAAUCCGACGCCCAACCGGGUGGAUCGGAAUACCAGCGGCCCUUUAUCCAAGAAGACUUUUCUCCAGGAUGGGGAACAAAUCUGUCUCUGAAAAAUUCGAAAGACAAGAAGAAGGGCGUUUCAUUCUUGAGCCGUAUCAUCGGCAGUAAGAAAAAAACAGGCCCCCCUGAAUGGAAAGACGAUGUCUCUGAAACCGGCGAGAUCCGUGCCACUGGUAUGGAUGCCGAGGUAUUUGCCCAGCCGAUAGGGUUUAUCCCUCGAUAUCCUCCACCACCGAAAUAUAUCAAAGUCCGUUCGCGUCAUAAGAAGGAUAAAGAUUUUAAUCGCCUAUUUAUCGCUCAAGAGCUCUAUAGUACAUAUCCUUCGGCCAAGAGCCAGCACCAAGAAGACAAGGAUAGUUCGGCCGGUUCAGACGAUACUCCGUCGACUGGGAAGGCAAUAUGGGCACUUGAGUUUUCUAAGGAUGGAAAAUUCUUCGCUGCAGCUGGGCAGGAUAAAAAAGUUCGAAUAUGGGCUGUCAUUGCAACGCGUGAGGAUCGUCAGGCGCAUGAGAUCGAAGAAGAAGCCCAAAAUGACAAACCAUUCAUACGGCUAAGGGCUCCCGUGUUUAAGUCACAACCUGUGCGGGAAUACGAAGGCCACUCUGCGAGCAUCGUUGAUUUGACUUGGAGCAAGAAUAAUUUCUUGCUGUCCACCUCGAUGGAUAAAACAGUCAGAUUGUGGCAUGUUACGAGAAACGAAUGUCUUUGUUGUUUUAAUCACAGCGACUUUGUCACGUCUGUGCAAUUUCAUCCCCAAGACGACCGCUUUUUCCUCGCUGGGUCUCUGGAUACAAAACUGCGGCUAUGGAGCAUACCAGACAAGAGCGUAGCUUUUGUGGCUACCCUGCCGUAUAUGAUAACUUCGGUUGCUUUUACCCCUGACGGGAAGCACUCUAUUGCCGGCUGCCUGAAUGGACUCUGCCUCAUCUUUGAAACUGACGGCUUGAAUAUACAGUCCCAAAUCCAUGUGAGAUCAGCGCGUGGCCGUAAUGCCAAGGGAAGUAAAAUAACCGGCAUUGACGCGAUCUCACUGCCACCCAAUGACCCAAACGGCUCAGUGAAGCUCCUCAUCACGAGCAACGACUCACGAAUCCGUCUAUACAAUUUCAGGUAUCGCACACUGGAGGCUAAAUUUCGAGGAAAUGAAAACCAUACCAGUCAAAUUCGGGCUACAUUUAGCAGCGAUGGCAAAUAUGUUAUCUGUGGAAGCGAGGAUAGAAAGGUGUAUAUAUGGCCUAUCUCUUCGCCAGAAAGGGAUCCGGAGAAGCGCGCUGUUGAGAUCUUCGAGUCACAUUCCUCUAUCGUCACGAGCGCAAUUAUGGCUCCGGCCAAAUCUAAACAGUUGCUUGGAACUUCCGGUGACCUCCUUUAUGAUCUUUGCAACCCACCCCCCGUUACUCUUGUCAGCCAAGCGGUGUCCGUGACGUCUAAACCCGUAACCGAUGCAGCUGGGUCUCGGGAAGAGUCGAUGGCGCCAACUCCCAGAAGUUCCACAUUUCCGCUUAGCCGGAAAGCAGACGAACUGCAGGCACCCUCAACAAAAUUCGCUCACCCGUGCGGAAACAUUAUCAUCGCUGCGGAUGCUAAAGGCACCAUUAAAGCCUUUCGACAGGAUUGUGGAUACCACAAGUUGCGUAGUGAUGUUUGGGAUACUGGCUUCUCCCGAAGGAUUCUUGGCCGAAAUAACUCGGUCUCUACGCGCCACAGUAUUUCUUCGUCAAUUGGGAAAGACUCCUCCCAUAAAACCCCUUCUGAGCGCAUAUUAUCGUGGCGAAAUGCAGUAAUGCGCACAGAGAACUCAAGCGUCGACAACCUUCGCUCUAGCCUUUCCAUGACUCGGAGCGUCUCGCCCAGCAAGUUCCCCGCAAGGCAAAAUGAUAAACCUCAGCAGGGCCACCUCCCAAUAGCUUCCGACUUAGCGGGGGAGCCGUCUAGACGUUCGUUCACCCCUACCUUUUCAUUGAAACAGCGUUCCAUUAUAGACAGCCCCUUUUCCGGUGCAGCACCGUCUGAAUAUAUUCCACAGCCAGAACCACAUACCAAAAAUAAGCAUCGCCGCAACGAGCAUCUCGCAGCAGCAGCAGCAGCAGCAGCAACAGCCACAAACUCGCACAACAACCUCUUGCUCUCGGGCAAUCAGAGCUACAUGUACUGGAAUAAGGAUACAUUCGCCUCCCAAGCGUCAGGAAGCUUGCGACCUGUUGACUCACUUGAGCACGAUGAGGGACAUCCGUUCUCAAAACAGGUGAGUAGGGUGAGCACAUUGAGCAGCGAUAUCGUUUCCACGUCAGAGGAGGAGGGGCAGGAGGAGGAAAAAUAUUAUGACGUUCAUGAUUACAGUGAUGGAUAUAGCAAUGAAAAUGAAGAAACAGAAGAAGAGGAGGAGGAGGAGGAAGACAGUGGUGGUGAUGAUGAUGAUGAUGACGAUGAUGAAAAUGAUGGGGAAAGUCUCAUCUGUUCGCGAUGUCAGGGGGCGAAUUUCCGCGCGAUGCGGAUGAAAAGUGGGGAUCCGAAGUUGAUCUGUGUCGAGUGUAGAUUUCCCGCGCCAUGA
Molecule: messenger RNA, 2973 nt
Organism: Histoplasma capsulatum G186AR
Lineage: Eukaryota; Fungi; Ascomycota; Eurotiomycetes; Onygenales; Ajellomycetaceae
Product: WD domain-containing protein
Exons: 5
Coding region: 1-2973 (990 amino acids)
Molecular function (GO): protein binding
Source: RefSeq, a predicted model, not a curated record